Molecule: messenger RNA, 2799 nt
Organism: Eucalyptus grandis
Lineage: Eukaryota; Viridiplantae; Streptophyta; Magnoliopsida; Myrtales; Myrtaceae
Product: disease resistance protein RPV1
Exons: 4
Coding region: 286-2370 (694 amino acids)
Biological process (GO): defense response; signal transduction
Molecular function (GO): ADP binding
Source: RefSeq, a predicted model, not a curated record
AGGGCUUUCGCCUCCGCCGGUGCUACCGCUGAAGUUGCGCGCGCACAUCUCGCGAACCCGUCCACCGAAACGCCACUGCAGUCUCCUUACGCGCGGCUGAUCGCUCCCUCCGUCGAGCCGCCGGCGAAGGAUCCCAUCGAUAUUUCACCUCGAGAGCUCCUUGCCGCAGUCCGGAGCCAGUUCUGAGGUGAGUCUCCAAGGGCCCACUUUUGGUGUUUAGAAAGAACCCUGGCAUUUUCUCAGCUUUGACAGGCCGCGAUGAAUUAUUCUUAGUACAGAGAUCUAAUGGCUUGGAAGUUUUUCCUAUCUCUGGCUGCCGCUGCUUUUGCUGCUAUCCUGUUUCGACUUUUUCUUCGAAGAGGAGAUCGAGCGAGAUCAACGGAGGAGAGUGCAACGAGACGGAGCGCGCGUGGAAAUGAUGGAACAGCAAGAGGCGCUUCUUCUACUGACGCGUCAACAGAAGGUCAAGAAGUGGCUACUUCAUCGGGAUAUGACUAUGAAGUAUUCUUGAGCUUCAGAGGACUAGACACUCGAGCUGGUUUUACCGACUUUCUUUAUACUAGUCUAAUAGAUGCGGGAAUCCGCACAUUUAGGGACGAUGAAGAGCUCCGCGUUGGGGAAAAGUUUGCCCCAGAACUUCUCCAAGCAAUUGACCAGUCGAAGAUCUCAAUACCUAUAUUUUCGAAAGGAUAUGCCUCUAGCCCAUGGUGUCUCAACGAGCUAGUUCAGAUGGUCGAGUGCCAGAAAAAUGGAAGGCAAAAGAUCAUGCCCAUUUUUUAUGAUGUGGCCCCUUCGGAAGUUCGACACCAAAUUGGGGGUUAUGCAAAGGCCUUUCGUUCACAUGAAAAGAAGCAGCGAUACGAUGAAGAGACUAUCCACAAAUGGAAGGCUGCUCUCAGUGUAGUUGGGGCAAUAAACGGGUGGGACCUACACAACGAGACCAACAGGCGAGAAGGUGAGUUCGCAAGAAAAGUUACCCAUAAGGUUUUCAAUGAGUUGAAAAAGGCUUAUUUGGCGGUAUCAGAGUGCUUGGUUAGUGUCGACAAUCACAUGGAUGCAAUCAUGGAAAUGAUAGGUGCUGGGACAAGUGAAACACGAAUUAUAGGAAUCCACGGGAUGGGUGGCAUCGGAAAGACAACUACUGCCAAAAUGAUCUACAAUAAGCUUUCACACGACUUUGAAAAUUGUUGCUUUCUUCAAGAUAUUCGAGAAAUGUCAAAAGGUAAUGGCAUUCAAUGCUUACAGAAUCAGCUAAUCUCUGUCAUCCUCAAAAAGGAACGCAUGGAUAUAAAACACAUUGAUGAAGGAACUCAGAUGAUUAAAGAUAGGUUGUUUAAUAAAAGAGUCCUCCUUCUUCUCGAUGAUGUGGAAGAAGCGAAUCAUAUUAAUGCACUUGUAGGUAAACGUGAUUGGUUAGGUAGAGGGAGCAAAAUUAUCAUUACUACAAGAAACAAAGAUAUUCUUGAGGUUCCUGAAGUGGACUGCAGUUAUGAGCUUAGUUGCAUGGAUCACGAUCAAUCUCUUCAACUAUUUAGCAAACAUGCCUUCAGAAAAGAAAAUCCUUUGGAUGAGUAUAUCGACCAAUCCAAGAGGGCAAUAGGUAUUGCUAGAGGUCUUCCACUAGCUCUUGAGGUCAUAGGCUCACUUUUAUGUCACACUAAAAAGGAAAAGUGGGAUCUCACAUUGAAGAAGUUGGAAAAUGUUCCUCAUGCAGCAAUUCAGAGUAAGUUGAAAAUAAGCUAUGAUGCAUUAGAUGUUCGACAACGGCAUAUAUUCCUCGAUAUAGCUUGUCUUUUCAUUGGAUAUAACAAAGAUAUUGUGGUUCAUUUUUGGCAUGAAUCUAAAUUUCCAGAAGAAGCCAUGGAAGUUCUGCAGAACAUGUCUUUGAUAAAGAUUGAACAGUUUAAUAAAGUAUGGAUGCAUGAUCAACUCAGAGAUCUUGGAAGAGAAAUAGUUUAUCAAGAAAGUAAAAUGAAAAUAGAGAAGCAAAGUAGGGUGUGGGAUCCCAAGGAAGCAUUGGAUUUGCUGAGGAGACCCGAGGGAAAAGAAGGAGUUGAAGCUCUUCAUCUCAAGUUUGACCACAGGAGGUGGUUCCAUUUUACCUAUAAGAGCUUUAAGAGCUUUUCAAAUCUAAGGUUUCUUCAAGUUGAUAAUUCGGAGGAAUAUUCUUAUGCAAAAACGAGGCCUUGUUGGAAUGAAUCGCCUAAUGUUUUCCCAGAGGAUUCAAAUCUCCUUCCACAAUUACGAUGGCUUUCUUGGCAUUAUAUUCCCCAUCAUUUAAAAUUUCAAAUUUCUCUAUGGAGGAUGUGGUUAUUCUUGAUCUGUCUUGGAGUAACAUUACACACGAGUGGCAAGGGUGGAGCCACAUGAAGGUGAUGAGGAAUUUGAAAGUUCUAAAUCUGUACUGUUGUGCUAGAUUGGAGAGAACUCCUAACUUCUCUGCUCAAUCAAAUUUAGAACACUUGAUCCUAAGCGAGUGUUGGGAUUUAGUCGAAAUUGACAAGUCAAUUUGUCAAUUGAAACGCUUAGUUUCCUUAAAAGUAGAUAAAUGUUGGAAACUUCGAAGGCUACCACAAGUGGUGGGUAGAGAUUCUUGCAACUCAGCAACAUUGCAAUUCGUCGGACAGGCUUUCGGAUACAAUCGGAAAUUUGGAAUCGCUGAUUGAGUUGGAUAUAUCUCGUACGGAGAUCGAAGAACUACCCGAUUCUAUCGGAAAGUGGAAAAAUUUGAAAGUAGUGAAGAUUGGUAGUGCCAUACGCAAAAUACCCGAUGCCCUCUGGAUGAUUAAGAGCCUUGAA